AUCCACUCACCUCCUGAGGUGCUAAAGAACCCUGUGCUGCCUGUGACUCUGCUCCUGAACACCCACCACCGAGAUGUCCUGCCAGCAGAGCCAGCAGCAGUGCCAGCCCCCUCCCAAGUGCACUCCCAAGUGCCCCGCCCCUAAAUGUCCCCCUAAAUGCCCUCCAGUCUCUUCCUGCUGCAGUGUCAGCUCCGGAGGCUGCUGUGCCUCCAGCUCUGGGGGCGGCUGUGGCUCCAGCUCUAGGGGCUGCUGCAGCUCUGGGGGAGGUGGCUGCUGCCUGAGCCACCACAGGCGCCGCAGGUCCCACCGUCACAGACCCCAGAGCUCUGACUGCUGCAGCCAGCCCUCGGGGGGCUCCAGCUGCUGCGGAGGGGGCAGCGGCCAGCACUCUGGAGGCUGCUGCUGAAGUGGACCUUGACUUCCUCUUCCUUCUGAUUCUGCCUGAAUAGCUGAGAGGUUCCAGCAAAAGUUUGAAGUCUUGCCUGGAGAAUCCCUCUGCUCUGGUGUCAGGAAACCCCAAAUCUUUCUCCUUAAUGGCAUUUAGAGACUUUCUUCUGCAGAUCCAUGGCUGCCCUGGGAACUCCAAAGCACACACCU
Pan troglodytes (chimpanzee) is the source of this 597-nucleotide messenger RNA. It is a transcript of the gene LCE1D, whose product is annotated as late cornified envelope 1D. Bases 74 to 406 code for a protein of 110 amino acids. The transcript has 2 exons. The record is from RefSeq and is a predicted model, not a curated record. Gene Ontology annotation, biological process: epidermis development. Lineage: Eukaryota; Metazoa; Chordata; Mammalia; Primates; Hominidae.